Messenger RNA from Penicillium angulare, 876 nucleotides. Its product is annotated as pyrroline-5-carboxylate reductase family protein. Gene Ontology annotation, molecular function: pyrroline-5-carboxylate reductase activity. The record is from RefSeq and is a predicted model, not a curated record. Lineage: Eukaryota; Fungi; Ascomycota; Eurotiomycetes; Eurotiales; Aspergillaceae. Gene Ontology annotation, biological process: L-proline biosynthetic process. The transcript is spliced from 2 exons. The coding region runs from base 1 to 876 and encodes 291 amino acids.
AUGGGAAUGGACGCUCAACUGCGAAUCGCCAUCAUUGGCUGUGGUACUCUAGGGACUGCAAUUGCCAAUGGAAUACUAGAACCUAAAAGCGAAACAGGAUUCAGUGUGAAGCACCUCACCGCUACCGUUGGUACACCAGCAUCUAAGAAACGCGUUGAAGAAACCUUGGGCGUGAAUUCGCAUCGGCUUACGGUGCUCACCAAAGAAGAAAAUGUGCGAGCAAUCCAGGACGCAGAGAUUGUUAUACUAGCUAUGAAACCUAUUAAGCGUGCUAAAGUAUUCGCUGUGUCUGGGUUUAAAGAGGCCCUUCGUGAUAAAUUCGUGGUCAGCAUUAUGGCCGGUAUUUCCACCGCAGCGUUGGGGCGUCUCGUAUUUGGUGAGAAUGCCUCGGAGGACACAGCUUCAUUGCAGGCUGUUCGUGCGAUGCCUAAUAUGGCCGCCAAGAUCCGCGAAGCCGUGACAUUGUACACCCCAGGGGUUGGAACCACAGAGGAUAACUUGGAGAUUGCCGACUGGAUAUUCCAUCAGGUCGGAGUCGCAUACCAAAUGCCAGAAGGCUCCUUUGAUAUAUGUGCUGUAUUGGUGGGGUGUGCGGGCUCCCUUCUGCUUCUCGCAAUCGACGGGCUACUGGAUGCUGCUGUUGCUGAAGGCGUAAAAAGACCGGAUGUGCAAAAUUUGGUUGUGAACAGUGCCAUUGGAAUGUUGAAGCUUGUACCCGAAGGAGAUCAUCCUGGAGUCUUGCGAGAGAAGAUUGCCUCUCCUGGUGGUUGCUCUAUUCGGGCACUUUUAGAGCUUGAGAAACUUGGUGUCAGAUCUGCUUUCACCACGGCAAUCCUUGCAGCUGCGGCAAAGUCAAAGAGCAUGUCAUCAUCUUAG